This is a messenger RNA of Lates calcarifer (barramundi perch), 1346 nucleotides long. It is a transcript of the gene cdx4, whose product is annotated as caudal type homeobox 4. Lineage: Eukaryota; Metazoa; Chordata; Actinopteri; Centropomidae. The record is from RefSeq and is a predicted model, not a curated record. Gene Ontology annotation, molecular function: RNA polymerase II transcription regulatory region sequence-specific DNA binding; DNA-binding transcription factor activity, RNA polymerase II-specific. The transcript has 3 exons. The coding region runs from base 27 to 845 and encodes 272 amino acids. Gene Ontology annotation, cellular component: nucleus. Gene Ontology annotation, biological process: embryo development; animal organ morphogenesis; anterior/posterior axis specification.
GUAUUUAAUUGUUUUUUGUAUAAAUCAUGUAUGUUGGAUACCUACUGGAUAAAGAAACCGGCAUGUAUCACCAAGGGCCAGUGAGAAGAUCGAGCAUCAACCUGCCUCCACAGAACUUUGUUUCUACACCACAGUACCCCGAUUUUACCGGAUACCAUCAUGUGCCAAACAUGGAUACGCACGCACAGUCCGCGGGGAGUUGGGGACCUACGUACGGCGCCCCGCGAGAGGACUGGGGCGCGUACAGUCUGGGACCACCUAAUACAAUUCCUACGCCCAUGAACAACUCAUCUCCCGGACAGGUUCCUUACUGCUCCUCCGAGUACAGUCACAUGCAUCCUCCAGGAUCUGCGGUGUUACAGCCGCCGCCGGACAACGUUAACGUCGCACAGCUUUCCCCAGAUAGAGAAAGACGCAAUUCGUCGUACCAGUGGAUGAGUAAAACCGCGCAAUCGUCUUCUACAGGUAAAACAAGAACGAAGGAGAAAUACAGGGUAGUGUACACAGAUCAUCAGAGACUGGAGCUGGAGAAGGAGUUUCAUUUCAACAGAUACAUCACCAUCAGGAGGAAAUCUGAACUGGCUGUCAACCUGGGUCUGUCGGAACGACAGGUGAAAAUCUGGUUCCAGAACCGCAGGGCCAAGGAGAGGAAACUGAUCAAGAAGAAGAUGGGUCAGUCUGACGGCAGCGGAGGGUCCGUGCACAGUGACCCGGGUUCAGUGAGCCCUCUGCCGGUGCCGGGCUCCCUCAGUCCCACAGACAUCCACGGCUCUCUGUACCCUCCUCAGGGAAUGAACACCUUGCCAUCUAUCAGGAAUAUACAGCAGGUGACUGUGACUCAGUAAAACAGUUCACCCUCUGGACCAUGUAACAUAACUGAGCACUCCGACACGCUGACAGGACACUUGAUAGGCAGCCAGAGGAUCUGAACUCUCGUCCUGAAGCACAAAGCUGUGGAUAAACAUUUGAUUUAUAGCAACGAAAUGCUGGAGGCUCUUGAAAUAUUGCUUUUUAUAGAAUAGUUCUAAUAACGUGGGGAUUUUAAAAAAAAAACGAAAAAAUCGACGUGUUCCAAACUUAAAAGCUUUAAAUUGUUUGUGAGUUAAUAAGAUAUAAAUAUCCUUUUUUGUAUGCGAUGACGUGUAUGUGUUUGUGAAUAAAAUGAGAAAUUCAGGGAUCUUUCAAAGGACGUUUUAAACUGGAUUUUAUGUAGCUCAUGUCACACGGGACAAACUUUGACUUGACAAAUCAUUUACACUCGUUUUGCAGCACAUUUGUAUCCGCUUAUUGAAGCAGGGAACAGUAAAGAUACGGAAAUACGGGUAGAGCGGUCGUUUGAUGGCAAC